AUGCAGGCUGCUACGACAGCGGAACUUGCAGAGAGCAACCGGCGGCAGGUGACACGUCUGGAGCUGGCUCUCCAGGAUGCUUUGGAUCAGUUGCGGGCCGCCGAGGCGCGGCUACCAGCGCUCCAAGACCUCACCGAGCGCCGCGCUGCUUCGGAGACGGCGCGGGAGGCAGCUAUGUCAGAGCUGCGAAAGGACUUGUCGCGUCUUCGCCAGGAUGUGUCGCAGCUUACCACAGAGGGCGGAUUUGCCGGCAGCGAGCGCCAGCAUGCCAGCCACGGACUCGGAUUUGCUUUGCUCUCGGUGGCCCAGGAAGUUUUGGGCUAUCGGGGAUGA
Molecule: messenger RNA, 333 nt
Organism: Symbiodinium sp. CCMP2592
Lineage: Eukaryota; Dinophyceae; Suessiales; Symbiodiniaceae
Source: the annotation of a GenBank genome assembly